AUGUAUGUGAAAUGGUUUGAUACAGUAAUGUUUUACCAUGUGAUUUUAGUGUAUUGAGUGAAUGUCACUUUUAAAAUUUUUGAAUUUCCCGCCGGUUCCGUCCCGACGCUCGCACGGAACGGAACCCGAAAGACGGAUGCUGGCAUCGGCCAGAGGAUAUGGCCGAGGAUGCUGCAGGGAGGACAUCGUGGGAGCGCAGGAAAAGGUAAGUGCUGGAGGGAUCCCUGAGCAACGCUGCAGUGUAUUCCCGAGUGUAGUGCGGGGUUAUCGCUUGUGGUACUGAAAGUUAACCCCGAGCUACACUUGGGAAUACCACCAGGGGGGUUAAUAGA
Messenger RNA from Staurois parvus, 332 nucleotides. NCBI's taxonomy places the organism in Eukaryota, Metazoa, Chordata, Amphibia, Anura, Ranidae. The record is from the annotation of a GenBank genome assembly.